Messenger RNA from Polyodon spathula (Mississippi paddlefish), 2168 nucleotides. Its product is annotated as sterol 26-hydroxylase, mitochondrial-like. NCBI's taxonomy places the organism in Eukaryota, Metazoa, Chordata, Actinopteri, Acipenseriformes, Polyodontidae. Gene Ontology annotation, cellular component: mitochondrial inner membrane. Gene Ontology annotation, molecular function: iron ion binding; heme binding; oxidoreductase activity, acting on paired donors, with incorporation or reduction of molecular oxygen. The record is from RefSeq and is a predicted model, not a curated record. The transcript is spliced from 9 exons. Gene Ontology annotation, biological process: cholesterol metabolic process; cortisol metabolic process; cellular response to peptide hormone stimulus.
GAGAUGCCUGGUUAUGGAGCCUGGACUGCUUUUUAUUGGUUUGCCUUGAAAGGAUACCUAAAGAAAUCACAUAAGAUGCAGCUUAUCAACAAGAAGAAGUAUGGUCCAAUCUGGAAAACAACAAUUGGUCGGCUCAACGCCGUCAGCAUUGCAGAUGCAGCUCUGAUUGAGCAGGUGUUAAGAAAUGAGGGGAAAUAUCCCUCUAGAGGAGACAAUAGGGAAUGGAAGGAGUAUCGGAUUCUACGGGGAUUGGAAAAUGGACCUGUUCUCAAGGAAGGUGAAGAUUGGCAUAGACUCCGUACUGUCCUCAACCAGAGGAUACUGAAACCCAAGGAGGCCAAACUGUUUGACAAAUCUAUUAAUGAGGUAGUGACAGACCUGAUCAAGAGAAUACAGUUUUUGAGAGACACAAAGGGCUCUGGAAACAUGGUUUAUGACCUAACAAAUGAAAUAUACCGUUUCUCAUUUGAAGGUGUCUCUUCUGUUGUUCUGGAGUCUCGACUGGGGUGCCUUGAGCCCAGCAUUCCUAAAGAAACACAAGACUUCAUCAAUUCUGUUGGCACUAUGUUCCAGAUGUUUGCCAUAAUCAUGGUUUUGCCGAAAUGGACUCGAUCUGUACUCCCAUUCUGGAAUAAAUACAUUCAGGCCUGGGAUACAAUGUUCAGCUUUGCAAAAGCUAAAGUUGACCAAAGAUUAACUGACAUUCAAGCCAAGCUUCAGAGAAAAGAACCUGUUCAAGGAAACUACUUAACUUACUUACUGUCAUGUGAUAAACUUAACCAAUCAGAAAUCUACAGCAGCAUCACUGAACUCCUGAUGGCUGGGGUGGAUACGGACCUGGAUUAAAUGCCUUUGGUAAAAGCUGUUGUUAAGGAAGUGUUGAGGUUGUAUCCUGUUGUACCUGAAAAUGGAAGAAUUCUGGAAACAGACAUUGUUCUUGGCGACUACCACAUACCUUCUCAGGUUCUCCUUGUCAUGUGUCAUUAUGCUUCCUCAGUGGAUCCAUCUGAAUUUCCUGAUCCAUUAACAUUCAAACCUGAAAGAUGGCUGCAGAAACAGGAGCUCUUAAAACCACACCCGUUCAGCUCUAUCCCGUUUGGAUAUGGAGUCCGAGGGUGCGUUGGCCGGAGAAUAGCAGAGCUGGAAAUGUACCUGGCUUUAUCAAGGCUGGUGAAGCAAUUUGAAAUCAGAACUGAUCCCAAAGAAAAGGAAGUCACUCCCAUGACUCGGCUUCUAAUAGUUCCAGGAUCUCCCAUCAACCUCCAGUUUCAUGAUCGAAACCCAUGAACUAAAAUUUGAAACCUCUAAAUGAUUAUGUAAAAGUAAAUGUAUAACCAUUUUUUACUAAUGAAUCCAUUCAGAUAUACUUUACAAGGCUAACCAUUUCCACCUUUUAAAAAACCUGAUAAAGCCUGUAGUUUAAUUAUAUUAUGUGUAGCUUAAUAUUAGCUAUCUGGAAAAGUGAGCUGUACUGUUUAUGGUAAGUACAGUAUCUAGGUCGUAUCAAAGGUUAUGAAGACUAUAAACAGUUAUUGUCAAAAUACAAACAGUGAAGAGAAAUGACCUUAUGUGUCACCAUAGAACCUUAAUCUGUUGGUGUUCAAAAUUAUGUUAAAAGAGGAAAAUUAGUGGCUUGAAAUGUGCACUGGUGCUCUGAACAUUGGUUAAACCCCCUGAGAGAACUGAGCAUCACCCUGUUCACUGCAGGGUUCUACUUUACCCUGGUAUUGUGAGGAUGGGGGAGGGGGAGUGCAGGAGUAUCAAGUGAACACUGCUUUUAAUACCUUACCCUUGCUCAGAUACACCAGGCAAUGCAAAUUUGUCCUUGGGUUUUUAAAAUCAUUAUAGUAUUGAUUUGGAUGUUAUGUAUUCAUAAAUCAGGUACAGUAGACACAUAUGUCAAGAGUUCUUCAUCCCACUCUAUGAUCAUAAUUAAAUGCCCAUGUCAGUUUAGUCGGAGCACAAUCUUCUUACCAGCAAUACUCAGUGGCCUUUUCAAUUAGUUUAGUUAUUUUCUUUCAAUAAACAACAUUAGCUGAGAAUAAACCACAAUGCUUUUAGAAAUCAGCUACUUGUGCCAGGUCACACACUAUCCAUUUGCAAAAAAUGAAUACACUAUGUAACACAAUUUUUGUUCCUGGGUAGUAAGUGUUAUUUCCUAAUUGCUU